This is a messenger RNA of Tetrahymena thermophila SB210, 519 nucleotides long. Its product is annotated as LITAF-like zinc ribbon domain protein. NCBI's taxonomy places the organism in Eukaryota, Ciliophora, Oligohymenophorea, Hymenostomatida, Tetrahymenidae. The transcript has 2 exons. Gene Ontology annotation, molecular function: zinc ion binding. The record is from RefSeq and is a predicted model, not a curated record.
AUGGAUAACUAAAGUUUCAAUAACAUCCCUCUUGCAACAAACUAAAAUAAUACUGACAUGAGCAUUCAAAUGGUCAACCCAUAAAUGAUGCAUCACAUUCCACAUACUUAGAAUUAAAUGUACGCUCCUUAGAUGAUGAAUUAAUAAUAGUUGCCUAACUAAUACUAACAUUAACAAAUGAUGAUGAUGCAACAUCCUUAAAUGAUCCAGCAAUAGUUCCCUCUCAUAUAAUAGCAACAAUAGCAAAAACCAAUAUUUUUAUAUCCUGCAACCCCAUAAUAACCUACUUCUAGAUAUAGUCAGCCCUUGUAUUGCUCUAAUUGCUAAAGAGUUGUCCCAUCGCUAGUAGAAUUUUAAGCUGGAAAGGGAGCAUGGGUAUCAGGUCUAGUGAUAGGCCUACUUGGAUGUUGGGCUGGAUGCUGCUUAAUCCCAUGCUGCAAUGAAGACUUCUAAGAUGCUGUUCAUUAAUGCACUAUCUGUCACCAACAGCUCGGAAAAAAAUAAUUCCUCUUUGAUUGA